UUUGUUUAAUCGACAAUGGUGCAGCUCUAACUCUUUCAAUGUGUUUUGUUAAAUUUUAGCAAAAAAUGUGCAAUUUUUGUGUAUUUAGUAUUAUGUUCAUUGUAAGAAAGUGAUUAACUAUAGAAUCUAGUAAAGUGCAAACGUGUGAAACUAAAUGAAAAAUGUCGUAUGCAGUAUAUGCCACAGAAAUGCCAAUGGACAACGACAACAGGACGGACUCGGAACGCGUUCUUCCAAUUGUGGUGUAGUUGUGUAUGGAUACUGAUUAGAAGACGAAAAUUUGCAAAUUGGAUGCCACAAAAACAAAAAGUGUGCUUUUUAAAAGAAAUGUGACAGUAAAAAACCAACAACCACACAUAAACCCAAAUCACAUACAGCCCAGCACACACACAAACACAAUAACACACACACACACACACACACAUAGGCAUGUGCAGCAGGGCGAGCUAAUCUAUUGUAAAUAAACCGCAUACUGGUCUAUUGUGAACGCUCACUGUUCUCGGUCACGUACGCCGUUUGUUGUUGCAUCUGUGCUCUGAGCCCAAACUAUUGCGAAUUUGUUAAAAAGAAAUUUUAUCAAGGCAACGAACGAGCCCAGCGGCAUGUAGAAAACAUUCAGCUGCAACUUCUUAAUUAAAGAUAUUAAACGCAAACUCAACGAACAGCAACAGCAACAACAAGCACAGCAGCAACAGCCGCUGCAAUUUAUGCAACAGUCGCGCAAAUUUGAGGGCAAAAUACCAAAACUAAGUCAACAACAACAACAACACCAGGCGACAACAACAGCAACAUCUAGUCAGCAACAGCAACAACAAAUUGUUUGCAUCAACAUGUUGCCCGCGGCCAAUACACUAAAUGGCAUUCCACAGCAGCAGCAGCAGCAUCAGCAGCAGCAGCAGCAGCAACAACAACAAUAUACCAGCACGGAUGGCAAUGUCUAUCAGCUGCAAAAUGAAAUACUCUGUGAUGCAAAUGGGCAGGCAACAACAGCAACGACGGCCACAUAUCAAACAACAGUUGCUGCCGUCGCCAGCAGCAGCAACAGCAGUCCGCAGCAGCAGCAUCAGCAACAGCAACAUGUUGCUGCCAGCGUUGCCGACAAUGUGGUCACAACUAUUAGUUCGUCCUCCAUCCUGCACACGAACGCCACCACAAAUGGAGCAACGGAUGGCCAACAGCAGCAGCAGCAACAGCAACAGCAGCCCCAAUAUCAUUAUAUAACCACAACUGGAGAGGAUGGCCAGACACCGACGACCAUAGUCUUUGAGAACUACAACGGAGGUUUGCCCGCGACGGCGGUUAGCGCCGCCGCAGUGACCCCUGUCGUUAGCAGCAUCGAUGUUGGCGGCGGUGGUGCUGUUGGUGCUGGUGGCGGUGGCGUUGGCACAGCGCCAACAACGACAACAACAACAACAGCGUUGGUGAAUACGGAUGGCACAAUUAUUGAGUUCGACGGCAGCACCUACGAGGAGUAUCAUGUGCUGAAAAGCGAGAAUGGAAGCAGCGAUUGCCUGAGCAAUGGCAGCAGCGCCGUGGCGGCGGACAUUAUAAAGUACGAGCCACAGCAUGUGGGUGACGAUGAGGAGCUGUUGGGUGAGGGUGAGGAGAGUGGACUGCAAGUUAAAUACGAGGAGCAGAGCCUGGAGCAUGAACAUGAUUUCGAGGAAUAUCACGUGAUUAAAUCGGAAGUGGAGGCCGAGGCGGCGGAACAGGCGGCUGGCACCAUCAGCUACACCAUCACCAGCCACGACGACCAGCACCAACAACAACAGCAGGAGCAGCAGCAACAACAGCAGCAACCACAACAGACCAUCAAUGAUGCGAUACCCGGCAUGCUCUCGAAAGCGGCGGCGGCCAAGCAGAAACGUAAACGCAAAACGCGCGUCAUUGCGGAGGAUGAGCAGGGCGAGUAUCUGGAGAAGAUGAGCGUGCGCGGCCUGGACAUAGCGCGCUACGAGCACAUUAUCGAUGGUGUCGCCUAUUGCCUGGUCUGUGCCAAGAACGACAUCUUCAAGACGUUCAAGAACAAGUACAGUUUCCAGCGGCAUGCGUAUCUCUUCCAUGAGGGCCAGAAUCGCAAGAUAUUCGCCUGUCCCAUAUGCAACAAGGAAUUCUCGCGGCCGGAUAAAAUGAAAAUGCACAAGAAGGAUAAGCACGGGGAUGUGCCUAUGCCGCCCUCAUCAGCGUCGAGCACGCCACAAAAAUCUGAUGCGACGGGCACGCCGGCGGCGAAGCGUGCGCGGACCACACGAACGCCGCGCGUGCGCAAGCUGAAGGCGGGUGAUGCGGCCACGCCCGCCAAGAAGCGUUUGGCCCAAAUUGACAGCGUGCUGGAUGAGGUGCAGAAUGCCGAGGCGGACCAGCAACAACAGCAGCAGCAACAACAGCAGCAACAACAGCAACAACAACUACAGCAACAGCAGCAACAGCAAACGACAACCGCAGCGCCGCAGCAGCAGCAGCAGCAGCAGCUGCAAACGCUGCCCUCGCUGGACUUUAGCGGCAUGAUACUGCCGGGCGGAGCACAGCUGGCGUUGGCCAAUCCCGGCGCAAGCAGCUCGAUGACGCUGCAACGCGGCCAGGCAACGCCCACGCAGAGUGCACAGCCAACGACAACGACGCUCAUCUAUUCGAAUCAGCUGGAGUUGCAGCAGGCUUUGCUGCAGCAACAGCUGCACGGGCAGAGCAUUAUGAUACAGGAUCAGGCGGGCAAUCUGGUGCCAUUGCAGCUGGAUGGCACCCAAACCAUCUACACAACGGCGCCAGCGCCGCAGCGUGCGCAGGCGACAACGUAUCAAACCACAACGCAGCAGCAGCUGCAACAGCAGCAGCAGCAACAGCAGCAUGAACAGCAGCAGCAGCAGCAGGUGGCCACCAGUCAGGCGCAAACACAGCCCACACACUACGAUCUGGACAAUGUGACCUACCUCAGUUCGACGGCAGCGGCGACGCCCACACUGCCCAACGAGCAACAGCAGCAGCAGCAACAUGUCAUUGGAACCGUGCAAAGCUAUCAGAUACUCACGCCCGACGGACUGCAAAGCUUUCAGCCCAAGCUGGAGGCCACGGAACUGGGUGAUCUGUGUCCGUACACCAUGAGCGCGACGGGGGCGCCACAAUACACAUUCACCACGCACGCCAGCGCGCAGCCCACACUGAAUGCGAAUGCGCUGGACGCCCAAACCCAACAGCAUCACCAGCAGCAGCAACAGCAGCAGCAGCAGCAACAGCAAUCGCAGCAUUUGCUGCAACAGCAUCAAUUUGGCCACAAUCCGCAUCAUCAGUUUAUGGAGCUGAAGAAUGAGCUGCUGAUAAAGAGCAGCGAUGCGUAUACGCUGGAUGCCGCCUCCAUGUACCACCUGCCCUUCUCGCCGACAUCGAUGAUAAACGCGGUAAACGAUGUGAACAACUCGUCGCUGCUGGAGACCAAAGAAAUUAGCAAUGGCAACAACAACAACAACAACGGCAGCAACAGCAGCAGCAGCGCUGGCAACAACAGCAACAACAACAACGUGAGCAGCAGCAAUGGCAUCAAGGCAACCAUCGGCAAGAAGACGCCCGUCAUUCUGCUGGCCGCACGUGGAGCAGUUGGCGCUGGUCACAAAUCGCAGCAGCAGCAGCAGCAUCAGCAACAACAACAUCCGCCGCUAGCCAUCAUCAAUGGCAGCCAAACAGGCGGCAAGCCAUCGGUCACAUUGCUGCGCGUCAAUACGAACGCCAAUCGCAGCCGCCAGGUCAUCAUCGCGCCAGACGCAUCUAGCCUGCCGCAACAGCAACAGCAGCAGCAGCAGCAGCAACAGCUGGUUGAGGAGGAGGAGGAGCUCAUCGAUGAGGAUGUCUAUGAGGAUGGCCUGUGCUCAUCCACAGCGCAAAUCUUGCGCAAAUUUCGCAUACCCAAAGGCACUGCGCUUACGGCCAAAUCUGUGGAUGGUUAUUUAACCAUGCCCACGCCCACGCCCUCGCCGCCAAUUGCAACAGCUGGCGUUGCGCUAGAUGCGGCCAGCUAUGUGGACAAUACAGACGACAUCAUCGAAGAGCUCAACGAAGAUGAUCUGGUCGAGGAGGUCAUCGAUGAGGAGGCCAACUGCGAGGAGCAACAACUGCUGCUGCAAGAGCAGCAUCAGCAGCAGCAGCAGACAGCGCAUGACAACGAUGGCCUCGAUCUCAGCAGCAGCAGCAACAGCGACCACACAGCAGCUGCGGCAACAUCCACAAUGCUGCUGCAGCAGGCGCAACAGCAACAACAGCCGGCGGCAGCGUUGCAGCUGCAAACCGUGGGCCCCAAUGGCACCGUGACCUGCUUCAAUCUGCCACCGAAUACCAUAUUGGUGCAAUCAUCCGAUGGCAGCAUUAUAGCGCAUCCCAGCAAGGCUGGGCAGCAGCAGCUGAUUGUGCUGCCCGCGGACUGGCCCACGGCCAAUAUGGCGCUGGCUGAGACGUCGGCAGCAGCAGCUGCUGCACCGCAGCCAGCCCAAACGCAAACGCUGCUGCUGACAGCCGAUGGCACCGCCAUACCCAUAAUGGCACCACUGCAGCAGCAGCAACAGCAGCAGCAGCAACAGCAGCAGCAGCAGCAACAUCAGCAGCAACAACAGGCCGCAGCUGUUGCUGCCGCAGCGCAGCUUUUUGCCGCGUAGGGUCUAAUGGGUGGCCAAAUGGGUCGAUUUUUGAAUAAUGCCACAAUAAUGCCAACAACAUAUUUCUUUUAAACUCAAUCAGCGAAUGUUGCGCAUGCCGCAAAGCAGCCACAUGGCGGGGCACAGCUUCGUUGUGCUGCUUUGCGCCAGUUGCAACAGAGACUAAAUGCAAAACAAAAUAGACUUUAAUUUUUUUUUUUAUAUAAAUUUGUAAGCCCUUUCGACAAUUUGUUUGGGGCAUGAAACAUACAAAAAUCGACACAUUUGGCCACCAAAACAGGCAGCAAGAACAAAAGCAAAUCAAAACACAAUUAAAUUAAAUCUAUAUUCAAACAAUAAAAACGAAGCCAAGUAAAACUUAAAAGCAGCCACAAACUCAAUUGUAAAGCUAUGCAAGAAAAAGUAUAAGAAACUCAACUGAUAUUACAUAAUGUUAAAAUGCAUACCAAAUCUAUUUUUCUACAUAAAACAAAAUCACAUAACAUGCAUAUAUAUAUACGUACAUAAAGAAUCCUAUAUAUAUAUAUACUUUGUAUAUAGUAUAUAUUAAACUCAUGUUUAUGUUCAUGUUGUGCGCAAAAUGUUAAAUGCAAAGAAGUAAAAAUUCAAACAAAAUGUUGUUCAUAACUGACACACACACACACACACACACACAUGCACGCACAUCACUCAUGCACGGCAGUGUUGUGUAACAAAUUCUGUAAAUUUCAAAUCAACACUUAAAUUAUUUUUUAACACAUAAGUAGCGUAUAUAUAAGUGCAAAAACAAAAAAAAAA
This is a messenger RNA of Drosophila virilis, 5414 nucleotides long. The record is from RefSeq and is a predicted model, not a curated record. Lineage: Eukaryota; Metazoa; Arthropoda; Insecta; Diptera; Drosophilidae.